This is a messenger RNA of Paraglomus occultum, 1313 nucleotides long. The record is from the annotation of a GenBank genome assembly. Lineage: Eukaryota; Fungi; Glomeromycota; Glomeromycetes; Paraglomerales; Paraglomeraceae.
AUGUCCCGCUACUGGUUAUGGGGCUCCAGUGAACUCGACUCUACACAAAAUAUAUCAGACAAUAAUACUAGCAGCAAUUACAACUCCAAGACAAACGACUCUAUCUCCACUAUGACAGACAAUAUCAAUAGCACUCAGAACCCGAGCAGUGCUAUUGAUAUUGAUUCUAAUAUUAUUGCGUCAAAUUCGCCUACUGAUAAAACAAAUGCUUCGACCAACGCAUCUUCCACCAAUAUUAAUAUAGAGACAUCGUCAGUAACCUCGGAGGCAUUAUCAACCACGUCAACAUUAUUAGAGGACGACUCUCCUACUUCCAGUGCAAUUCCCAUACCAAAACGUUCAAGUAAUAACAGGCGUACAUACGACGAUCAGAAAUCAAAAUCCUCAUCGCUCAGAAGCUGGUGGUCUUCGUCAGCAAGUCGCUCUUCCCCGAUACCAUCAAACCUUCCAGAGAAGAAGGGUCUUCAAGAAAUAAAAGAGGACGCAAAACCCACAAAUCCAAGCGAUCGAUUAUUAAAUAUGUCUUUACGCAAUCACAGUUCUUCCACAAACCCAACAACGGCUGUUGAUAUGACAACAGUAAAAGCCGAAAUGAUAGAAAGGCGAGUACGGAAAUCAGGUAGCACUUCGUCGUUAAGCAAUUUACUAGAACCGAAUCUUGGGAAACGAAAGCGACGCACAGAGUCGCAUCCUGCAAUACCCGUUGAAUUCACCAGUGCAGAUAUGAUACGGCAGACAUCAACUCAGAGUGCCCCCGAUAUGUCCAGUGAUUCGAAACGGGAUCACGUACUAGUAAAAGAGGAGGCUAGGCUAUCGACUUCUAAUGCUUCCACUUCAUCUAGGUCUUCCUGGUGGAGGUUUGUGGGUGUUAUGUCAAAGGACGAUUCUGGCAAAGAGCCAAGCGUAGUUGAGAUCAACAAUAAUGUACAUAAUGAUACUAACGAUAAUGCACAAUCGAUACAAACGGAUAAUAUGAACAGUAUUUCCGAGGAACCGGAAAAGGCAUUUUCGGAGAAUGUAAGUAACGAAUCAACAAUUGCCCAGCACGCCGUAUCCGAGGAGACUACAGCAAAGACUGAAUCUGCCAAUGAAGAUUCGGUUACAAAAAAGAGGUCAGGUGAAACGAAGCGUUGGUCUUUAUUUGGAACCUGGUCUGCCUCGACACCAGAUUUAACGGAACAAACGACAAACGAACAAUAUUCAAGAAGCUUCACUGAACCAUCACUUGCAGAAAGUUUGCCUUCAAAGUCAUCGUCGCCAACAUCGCCAACUUCUUCAUCCUCCGAUCGAAAUGACUCGGCACAAUCGUCGUC